This is a messenger RNA of Pectinophora gossypiella (pink bollworm), 2479 nucleotides long. Its product is annotated as serine protease inhibitor dipetalogastin-like. Gene Ontology annotation, molecular function: protein binding. The coding region runs from base 143 to 1759 and encodes 538 amino acids. The transcript is spliced from 2 exons. The record is from RefSeq and is a predicted model, not a curated record. NCBI's taxonomy places the organism in Eukaryota, Metazoa, Arthropoda, Insecta, Lepidoptera, Gelechiidae.
GUAAAUAUUGUUCAAAGCCCAGAAUACCUAUUUUGGUUUGUACUUAUAUAAACGCGGGCCGGCCGGAAUCUUCAUCAUUUCCACACAGACUACCGAGGUGAUACAACUGAAAAAGGCAGUGAAAAAUAAAAAGGAAUUCAAAAUGAUCAAAUACGGUAUACUGCUCGUUAUCGGCACGUAUGUGUGCGUCGCUUCAGCACUGCCCUCGCCUUGCACGUGUACAAGGAAUUACUUGCCAGUGUGCGGCUCGGACGGGAAAACCUAUUCCAACGAAUGCAUGCUAAAUUGUGCUCGUUUGGACAACAGGGACCUUACCGGCGUGCCCGGUAAAUGCCAGGAGCCCUGUGUGUGCACGUUCAUCUACAAGCCAGUUUGCGGUUCUGACGGCGAGACUUAUUCCAACGAAUGCGUCCUAAGGUGCAAAGUAGCUGAGAAACCAAACUUGACGGUAAAACACGACGGCGAGUGCAAACGAUCAAAGCGGUCUUGCAUUUGUCCUGCUAUUUAUAAACCAGUUACAGGACCCGAUGGCAAAGUGUACUCUAACGAAUGCCAUAUGAAUUGCGCUUUAGAUUCAAAGAAACCAACAGAUACUGUCCCUGUUUCUGCAGGCUGCGCCUGCACUUUCAACUACAGUCCUGUCUGCGGAACUGACGGCAAAACUUAUCCUAACGAAUGCGCACUAAACUGUGAAACAGCUAACAAUCCAUCUCUAGCAGUUGCUUCUCAAGGUGAAUGUAAAAAAGAAGAGGUUAAAGUUGCGACUCCGUCGUGCAUUUGCACCGAUGACUACACCCCAGUAUGCGGGACCGAUGGCAAAACUUAUCCUAACGAAUGCUCACUAAACUGUGAAACAGCAAACAAUCCGUCUCUAGCAGUUGCUUCUCAAGGUGGAUGUAAGAAAGAAGAGGUUAAAGUUGCGACCCCGUCGUGCAUUUGCACUGAGGACUAUGCCCCAGUAUGCGGGACUGACGGGAAUACAUACUCAAAUGAAUGCCGUCUCAACUGUGCGACAGUUAACGACCCCACGUUAGCAGUCGACCGCCAAGGAAAAUGCGAAGACACUGACUGCAUUUGCACCACCGAUUAUUCUCCUGUCUGUGGAACAGACGGUAAUACUUACUCCAACGAAUGUAGACUGAACUGUGCGUCCGCCGACGACCCCACCUUAGCAGUCGACCGCCAAGGCAGAUGCGAAGACAGUGACUGCAUUUGUACCACUGAUUAUUCUCCUGUCUGUGGAACAGACGGUAAUACUUACUCCAACGAAUGUAGACUGAACUGUGCGUCCACCAACGACCCCACCUUAGCAGUCGACCGCCAAGGCAGAUGCGAAGACAGUGACUGCAUUUGUACCGCUAUUUAUGCUCCUGUCUGCGGUACUGACGGUAAAACUUACUCCAACGAAUGCCAACUCAACUGUGCAUCAGCUAAAGACCCAUCCUUAGCAGUCAAACAUCAAGGUCAGUGUAAAAGCGCGGCUCCUGUGUGCCCUUGUACUAAAGAAUUGAGAGAAACCUGCGGGACCGACGGUGUGACAUAUGCCAAUCCCUGCCUGUUGAAGUGUGCUGCUAGAUCGAACAGUAAGAUCCAAGUGGAUCACGAGGGCCCAUGUGAUGUUCCGGCUCGGAAUACAAGGGAUUCUUGCACGUGCACUCGCGAAUUGCUGCAAGUUUGUGGCGACAAUGGAAAGACUUACAAUAACCCGUGCCUGGCGGAGUGUGCUGGCACAACGGUACGACGCUACGGGUCUUGCUAGACACGCUUCAGUAUGGCGGAUAUUUUAAAGUGCCUUAACCUCGUAUGGCCGAGAUUCUCAGACACAGUCAAACAAUGGAUUUGGAUUUUAAAAGGAAUUUAAACGAUGAAGGUGACCUUUUACACGAUACCUAGAGUUGAAUAUUCUAAGAGGCCCUUCUUUUGUAGCCAUAACACUUCAGAAAACAUGCACUUAAUACGUCACUGAAAUAGGGUAGUUUCCAACUAGUCAAAUCAAUCAGUUACAUUUUACUAAGCGUCAAAACACGAAAUGUCUAUGGACUUUGUAUGAAAAAGCAACCUAUGACGUCAUAGAAAUUUAUAUUAUUAUUAAGUACAUUUUUCUUUAUUAAAAUGUAGAUUAAAAUUCAUAAAUAAGUUAAAAAGAAAACGUUUUUGUCACCUUUAGAUCUGUCUUUAUUUACUUACUUAAUCAGAAUUUCAUAAUUUACCUUUAACAUAGGAAACUACCCAAUUGCAGGCAUUUUCUUUCAAUAAUUCAUUUCACAGAAAAGACAUUUCAGAAAAUAGUUUUCCCUAAUUAAAAUGUUUAAUUUACUCUCGUUCUUAUUAUCUCUCUUUUAGAAUUGAUUUUGUUAUUAUAUUUAAGAUUUACUUACUUACCUAAAUGUUGUUUAGUGAUGUUGGUAAUAAAUUGUAUUGUUACGUACUUAUAAGUAAGUAUUAUGAAGUUUUAUGAAAUAAAUUUUUAAAAACCUAA